Messenger RNA from Cooperia oncophora, 186 nucleotides. NCBI's taxonomy places the organism in Eukaryota, Metazoa, Nematoda, Chromadorea, Rhabditida, Trichostrongylidae. The record is from the annotation of a GenBank genome assembly.
AUGCUACCUGCGGCGGAGGGCGCGGCGCCUAAGGCCGAGGUUCGAAUAAAGAGUCAGAUUACGAACAAAGAACGUAUUGAUCACAGCAAUGUGGUGUUCUGCUCGUUAUGGGCAUAUGAAGAAACUCGUGCCCAAGUUGAACGUGCUGUUGAGGACCUACAGUCACGUCUUUCAGAUUCAUCUUAG